AAGCCAGGGCAGUAUCUCAGCCACACCAAGCUAAGGAGAAAUGGACUCCAUGCAUCAGGUAGCUGCACCUGUGGGCGUUUCAGCUGAGGUUCAGUUGCCGGCGAUGGCGGAAGCUGGGAGUGUGAUCGUGCGUGCCUGUUCCAACGAGAGUCUGGAUUCGGUGGUAGGGAAGAUAUCAUAUGGAAGCAGCGAGGCGUGGGAUGAUGACCUAGAGGAUUCUGCUGAUUCAAAAACCAUGGUUGUUCGUGUUCUGGACGGGGAUGUGGUUGUCAUCGCCAAGCUCCUCAAGAGGAACCUGAUGCUAGAAUUCGAGGCGGAGGCAAUGAGCGACGCUGCAGCACCGGCAUGCUCAUCAACUGCUUCAAGCGAGGACUCCAGCUGCUACAACAACCUCGCAGAUUCGGGAGGGGAAGCAACAAGCCGGUCAUCAAAGCGGAUGAAAAUGUAGCCAUAUUCAGUAGUUUCGUCAGCUGGUAGAAACUUAUGUAACUGAAUCUAAAAUCUAUAUAUGAGGCUGCACGAUGCAACCAGCUCGGUUGCUUGAAUAAAUAAAUA
This is a messenger RNA of Lolium perenne, 555 nucleotides long. RefSeq lists its product as uncharacterized. Lineage: Eukaryota; Viridiplantae; Streptophyta; Magnoliopsida; Poales; Poaceae. The record is from RefSeq and is a predicted model, not a curated record.